AUGCAUCUUUGGAAUCAGCUUAUGCUAGCGGUGCUUCCAUCGGUACUGCCGAUGGUUCAUGCGCAGCAUAUUUUGAAUCUGAGCGGGGAUGGAUGGACUGUGAAAAGCAAUGCGCUGAAUAUCAGCGUCCCCGGCAGUGUCCCCUCACAGGUCCAUUUAGAUCUUCUUCGUGCGAAUGUUAUUGAUGAACCGCUAAGUGACUCCAAGUCCUCUUGGCUUGUGUUCAAGGGCCUUGACACUUUUGCAACAAUCGAGUUCUGCGGUCAAUUAAUCGGAACUACCAAUAACCAGUUCCGCCAGUACACCUUUGACAUUUCCGACGUGUUGAAACAUUGCAACGGAGCUCCAACUCUCUCCCUCGAGUUUGGGAGUGCCAUUAAAAUCGCAAAUGCCAUUGCUGAUGAUCCAAACUCACAAAAAUGGCCGGACGGUCUUCAAGGAAUCUAUGAGUUCCCUAACGGCUGGUAUAUUCGCAAAGAACUGUCCGACUUUGGCUGGGAUUGGGGCCCAGCGUUCUCGCCUGCUGGCCCAUGGCAGAAUAUCUACCUAGUGCAGGCUGAGCGCGAAGAAGAGAUAUACGUUCUAAACACAGGCAUUGACUUCAGUGCUUGGUGUCACGCAACCCAGCUGUUCCAGGCGGAUAUGUACAAAUCUCAAAUCCAGUUCUACCGUCGCGGAAGCGGAAUGCCAGAACGUCAGCUCGGAGCUCUGUACUGGCAACUCGAGGAUAUCUGGCAAGCUCCGACAUGGGCUGGCAUCGAGUAUGACGGUCGGUGGAAGGUGCUUCACUAUGUCGCUCGCGAUAUCUUCCAACCCGUUAUCGUCUCGCCAUUCUGGAAUUCUUCAACCGGUGAUUUGUCUGUCUAUGUCACAUCGGAUCUAUGGGAGGUGGCUUCGGGAACAGUGAAGUUUACAUGGAUGGAUUUGUCUGGUAAGCCGAUUCCAGGGAAUGCGGGCACGCCUCUGACGAAGGAUUUCUCUGUUGGGGCACUUAAUACUACCAGUGUCUAUGGUACAAACGUGUCGAAGCUAUCUCUGCCUAAUGUGAAGGAUGCUGUGCUGGUCAUCGAUCUCACUGCUAAGGGCCGUCUACCGAACGCCGGGGAAAAGAGUCUGACUACUUUCACACACCGGAAUAAGUUCACGCCGGCCUAUCCUAAAGAUUUGGCACUGAAAGACCCAGAGCUCAAGCUGUCGCAUGAUGCCCAGACUGGCACGUUCACUGUCGAAGUUCGGAGUGCUGUCUCGCUGUAUACAUGGCUUGACUACCCCGCUGGUGUGGUGGGGUACUUUGAGGAGAACUCGUUCUCUUUGCUUCCUGGUGAGAAACGGACUCUUCGGUUUGUUGUGCAGAGGGAUGAGACUGGGGGGAAGUGGGUGGAUGGUGUUACCGUGCGCAGUCUGUGGGAUCAAACUACCAAGGUUUGA
Penicillium griseofulvum is the source of this 1428-nucleotide messenger RNA. RefSeq lists its product as uncharacterized. Bases 1 to 1428 code for a protein of 475 amino acids. The transcript has 4 exons. The record is from RefSeq and is a predicted model, not a curated record. Gene Ontology annotation, biological process: glycoprotein catabolic process. NCBI's taxonomy places the organism in Eukaryota, Fungi, Ascomycota, Eurotiomycetes, Eurotiales, Aspergillaceae. Gene Ontology annotation, molecular function: beta-mannosidase activity.